Cephus cinctus (wheat stem sawfly) is the source of this 1449-nucleotide messenger RNA. RefSeq lists its product as uncharacterized. Gene Ontology annotation, cellular component: neuron projection; membrane. Bases 675 to 1424 code for a protein of 249 amino acids. Gene Ontology annotation, biological process: G protein-coupled receptor signaling pathway. The record is from RefSeq and is a predicted model, not a curated record. Lineage: Eukaryota; Metazoa; Arthropoda; Insecta; Hymenoptera; Cephidae. The transcript is spliced from 6 exons.
UUCAGUUCGCUCUCAGUUAGUCGAUACACAACCCGACGUGUCCCAGUGCCUUUCUGCUGGUCUAGUCGGUUUUUUCGACAACUUUCUCUCCUUCCUCCUUUGCUAUACCUUCAUUUAUUUCAACCUGCCUCUUCUUUGCGCACUAUCUGUAUAACUUGUCUUUGUCGUGGUCCUACUGAUGUUUAUUCGCUUCGUUGCUUCUUAAUACUGUCUACGUGAAUUUUCUAUAUCGAACAGAAUUACGUUGUAAAUUAUGUAGAAAGUUCCUGCACCGUGUCCCUAAUUCGACUGCGCUUCGAAGUGACGUGUAUUCGCGUGUGGCAAAGUGGGCGUUGUCCUUCAGAAACAACACUAAUCGGUUCUGUGUUGAUAUUUAGUUUAUGGAUGACACGCCCUUUACACGAUUACCACGCCCUCUUUCAACGAUUUACACGCCUAUUUUCACAACGAAAACGCCUGUUUUUACCAUAAACACCCCCUUUUUCUAAUACGACUGCCCAUUUCUCUAAUUAUCCUCCCUUCUUUAACGAUUUCCACGUCCCUUUUUCCGAUCGCAACGCUCUCCGAAGAUCAGUGACUCGUCGUUAUCUAAUUUCAUUCUCUAUGCUUAGUGGGAAUUCUUGUGAUUGUACGUGAAAAAUUAGUUGAAGGGGACGACGACGAGGACAAUAAUAAUGACGAUGACAAUGGCUGUCGCAAGGAGGCGCAGCAGCAGCAUUGGAUGGAUGAGCAUUGCGACUCAUUACCACAGACCGUCUGCAGUUCUCGCACAAUUGGAUCCGAACAAACACAUACAAGAUAUUAACAGUCAGGUAGCGCAAUUUCGGGAUCUACUUAUUAACAUCGGCCAGCCACGGGAUUGUCCAGAGUUAAGAGAGAGGAUAAGAAAACUUCGAAGAAGCUGCGUCGAGGCUUGUAAGAACACAUCGCAAUUGGUAUUGCCGCAAAUGCGUAGUGCUAUGGAUCUUGGCAUACCUGCGGACAGUCCAAAUUUGGUUUUACUAUUCUUCGUAAGUCAACUUUUCCUGCGUGAACUCUACAAAAGCAAAAAUCUAGUGCGCAUCGUCCCAAUGGACAUGUCUGGAUAUUACGAGAGUAAAGCUGGUCCUUCAAAUAUUGGCAACGUGAUAUCCCAAAUCCUCCUGUGCAAGCAAAUAACGCCAGAUUUCAACGAAGAGGAAAUUUGCAGCAUCCGUAAGGAUUCCGAGGAGAUAAGUGCGCUGAUAGCAGAGCUUCAGGAAUUCAUGCCACAGUCCGAAGCGGACACGGAACGUACGGUCGCCCUUCAGGAACUAGGAACUCGUCCCAGUCGCAACAAUGGGAACGGAAAGAGUUUUCGUUGGGACAGCAAUACCAGACAUCCCUCUUACUUCCGAGGAGGUUUCAAUCUACUCUGUUGCGCCGCACGGCCUAAUUACAUCUGAACCGCCCUCUAUCGAGGAUUGUCCU